AUGUUGCGCUGGCUAACACUCACGGCCCUCGCGCUUGGCUUUGGCCAAGCCAAGGCUUACCUGGCAGAGAAGCCUAGCGAGCUGGCAAAACCGGAGAUCUUCAAAGGCCAGGAUGACUUUGGCCUCGAUACUUUUGGGAUGUCUCUCUCCCAGUAUGGAACUGGCAAUGAGACGGCGGAGCUGGUAGAGCGACAGAAAAGAAAGUGUGAUCCAGGCUGGACCAUGUGCCCAGACGGCGUAUAUUGCACCAAGAUUGGCUAUUUUUGCUGCCCUAACAACAACGCUGUCGGCUGCGAGAAUGGUCAGACCUGCUGUCCUAUGGGCGGCUGCGCCAAAGUUGGGUUUGACUGCUGUCCUAACGUGAGAGGUGCUUGUCCCAAGGGAUCCAGCUGCUGUUCCGCGCCAUCACAGAGCUGCCAGCCCAUCGGCGGGUCAUGCUGCGGCACGGGUGCCUGCAAAGCAGGAGAGUCCUGCUGCAACGGCCAGGGCUGCGCGUCCGCGGGGAGUCAAUGCUGCGGGACCGGCCAGUGCCCCAAGUCCUCCAAGUGCUGCGUCGACGAGGACGGCGACUACUACUGCGCGGCCUCGUGCGUGCCGAGCCUCAUCUUCCCUUACGUCAAGGGCCUGCUCGACGAGGUCUACGAGAACAUGUGCCGCGGCGUCGCGGCCCACAGGUCGACCAACGACCCGCAGACGGCCAUCCUCACGCUCGACCCCAAGAGCGGCAAGGACCUCCGGAAGAACAAGGCCACGCGCCGCAAGGCUGCGCGCUGCACGGGCUCCGGCAAGAUUAAGUGCCCCAAGGGCUGGAGCUGCGACGAGUUCCCCUUUGCGUCGAGCAUCGAGGGCGGCAGCGGCGCGCAGGUUAUGUGCGUGCCGCGCUGGCACAACGACUGGCAGGGUACCUACUACAACUCGUGGCUCUCGGAGCAGAUUAACAGCGGCAAGCUGAGCCGCGGUGGCAAGUAUCGGGUCAAGCUGAAGUACAUCGACUGCUCGCAGUACACCAAGCGCGACGUUACUACGAGGGCCGACUCUAAUCCUGUGCUAAAGAGCGACGGAAAUGUAACCAUACUGGCCGAGUCCAUUUUUGGAAACUACUCCCAGGGCGGAAACGCAAUGUUUAUUGCCCUUACGGAGAAUGAGAACCAGCCUGGCCAGUACACGCUCGACUACAAGGUCUCCAAGGGUCAAUUGAUGUCUGGGGCGAUCGUAGAUGAUGAAGGAGAAACACUAGCUAAUCUUACCUCAACUACCUCGGACUCUUCGAGCAGCGUCUCAGUUGAUCUCGAGGACGACUAUGGCGACAUCACAUUCCUAGGCUGGACAAAAGACAGUGACGUGAAUGUCGAUUACAGUGUCAAGGUGUCGCCUUCCUCGCCUUCCACAACGCCGUCAUCUACCACCAGCCUGAGAGCCCCAACCUCUCCAGUACCUCCUCCAGCGUCCGGUUCAAACCCACCGGCUUCGUCUGCGUCCUUGGCAUCUGUGAACUUUCUGCUUUUUGUUGCCGGGGCUGUGUUAGUUUCAUUCUUGCAGAUUUGA
Molecule: messenger RNA, 1545 nt
Organism: Thyridium curvatum
Lineage: Eukaryota; Fungi; Ascomycota; Sordariomycetes; Thyridiales; Thyridiaceae
Exons: 6
Coding region: 1-1545 (514 amino acids)
Source: RefSeq, a predicted model, not a curated record